GACAGAGACGAUUGCUUUUUCUCCGGUUCAUGCUGCUGCCUGCCACACGUCCCCUAGAGUAGUGCAAAUUAAGAAAAAUAAAAAAUACCGAAUAUGUUGAUUUUAUCGUUUACCGCGUUUAUCGCGGUAAUUUCUCAUAGUGGUGCACUACCUACACCUUCGAACAAAGAUUAUUAUUUAUUAGAAAAUGGACCCGUCGCUGAGCUGCCCGAAAAUUGGGACCAAACCAAAGAUGAUACUCAAUCUUUAUUCCUGAAUAAAAGCGACAAAAAUGAUCUGGAGCCAUAUCCGCUCGCCCUCAGUGAGGAUGGAAAUCCCGAAGGGUUCGAACAAGCUAUUGAUCAGAGAUAUGAUUCCCCGGCUUCAAAUGGAGAACUAGACAAUCUUAUUAUGAGACCUGAGCUUUACGGUGAACCUCCAGCUAUCGAAGGUCUUUCUUCUGGAUAUGACUCCCGUCGAAGAAAACGUGGUAGUGGAAAAGUUGGAGGCGCCGGUGCAGCUACAAAAGUAGCUACGAAAUCCAAUUCUGGAAAGAAAAAUCUUAAACCUCAGGAGAGCCUUUCACCCGUAGAUGCCAUAGCCGAAGAUCAAGAUGCUUACCGUCUCAAACGUGCAGUGUCAAAGAAUACAGACACUAGUUCAGCUUUAACCACAAAGAAGUCCGCAGAAAAGAAAAAUAAUUUCCGCCCUAUUUCUGACCGCCGUAAGAGGGAUUCUGGACUUAGUGCUGCAGAUGUCCGAGCCCUUCUCAAUAUGUGGGAAGCUCAAGAACGUCGCAAGCAAGAAUGGAACGCCAAUCGCUGGGCUGCAGACCGUUACUAUGGGCAUGUUAACAAUCUUGAUGAGGAGCAACCUGAAGUUGAUGAAAACGGUGAUGUUUGGUACAACGAGCCAGUUGUAGUUGGUCAUGAAGGUUACCCUCGUCACUCUUACUUCUCUGAACAGAAUCGCAUGGCAUUGGCGCAGGGUUUGCCUGAACUUUACCAAGUUGAUCCAAACGAAGUUGCGCGUAGAUAUGAAGAAGCCCGUCGCAAAAGAAUGUAUGCUAACAGAAUGAAGCGUUUCAUGGUCGCUCGUAAACGAUCAGAUGGUAUGGCCCACCAAAACAACUAUAGGUCCCGCGAUGAUCUCUACACUUUGGCAGAACUUCUUCGUUCUUCGCCACGUGCUCAGGCACAAGACCUGCCCGUUUACCGGCGACUUAUCCUCUAAAUGGCAUUUCGUUUCUGUCAGAGAAUCGUGGGAUAUUUAUUCUGUAAUUCGAAAUAUUAUGUUUAAGUACAAACAGUACCUAUCGUUAAUGCAUUUAAUGUCAAACUUUAUUACUUAGGGUUAUGAAAUAUAUUAUCUACUAUAAGAAACGUAAGAAAGUUUAGACAGUGGACCUUCAGUCUGGCCUAAUCAAAAUAUUUUCCCUACCUCAGUUAGCAUAUCCAUCAAUCGAUUCGUACAAAUUAAAUCACACAAUUUAAAUUAUGCGUCGCAAAAAUCAAGUUUGUGUAAGAAUUUCUUAGGUAUAGAAAUACAUAUUCGUUAUUAAUAGAUGUGUAAAUGUAUUACUGUAUUAAUAAAUAGCAUAUUAAUCUUA
Molecule: messenger RNA, 1588 nt
Organism: Pieris brassicae (large cabbage white)
Lineage: Eukaryota; Metazoa; Arthropoda; Insecta; Lepidoptera; Pieridae
Gene: K5
Product: putative neuropeptide precursor protein
Exons: 5
Coding region: 94-1212 (372 amino acids)
Source: RefSeq, a predicted model, not a curated record